AUGUAUAGAUUGCUUUUGUCUGAUGGCAUAUCUUUUUCUCUUACCGUUGAGCCUUUAGGUGCUCCAACUCAUCGCUCAAGCCGGCAUCAACUACAAGACACAAUGAACUGCUUCAAUGGUGGUGAACUUGGCGAAGUUUGUUGUUGUUCGACGGAUUUCUGCAACUCGUCCGAUUCUUCGAUUCGAUGGCUUGCCAUUUUGGCCACUAUCGUACUGCUAUUCGGAUAG
Molecule: messenger RNA, 228 nt
Organism: Haemonchus placei
Lineage: Eukaryota; Metazoa; Nematoda; Chromadorea; Rhabditida; Trichostrongylidae
Source: the annotation of a GenBank genome assembly